GGGCUUCCGUAGAUUCGUUACUUAGCUAGUCAUGUGAAGCCAGUUUACAUCCGAGCGCUGACCUUUCUGGUGAGUAAGUAAACAUUAAGACAAUGUGACAGUGACACCAACCUUGUUCUACAUCUCGGACAUAUCUGGCUAGCUAAUUGCUCUGAAAAUGUCAGUGUUUAGCCUAACUGCAACGCGCACAUGCUGUGGCGUGUCGCUGAAAAUCAUAAGACCUUCAUUUAACCUGUUAACGAACAAUGUACACUCGCUAACAAACGUGGUAAGCAUCAACAGAAGAAGCGGCACCUGCACGCGGAGCAACAUCACUAAUGUAAGGCGUGUGUUCAGCUCUCAACCACACAACCCAAAGGUACCAGAGGCUGCAACAUGGGAGCCAGUGCCAGACGACCGACUCCCCCCGCCUGCACAAAUCCCUGCUGACCUGGUGGACAAACUUGAGCGACUGGCCUUGGUUGAUUUCCGAACUAAACAGGGACUGGCCUGUUUGGAGAAAGCCAUACGAUUUGCAGAUCAGCUUCAUGUUGUUGACACAUCUGGGACUGAACCAAUGGAUUCAGUUCUGGAGGACAGGGCCUUAUACCUGAGAGGUGAUGCAGUGAUGGAAGGGGACUGUGCUGAAGAACUGCUUCAGCUCUCCAAAAACACAGUUGAAGAAUAUUUUGUGGCACCACCAGGAAAUAUUCCUCUACCAAAGAGGGAGGAGAGGACUGCUAUACUGAAACACUCAGAGCUCUCAGAUUUAUGAAUUUGUCCUAAGUAAUUUUUUCAGGCUUUUUAUAUACCUUACUAUAUCCGUGGUGAGAGAGAGAGACAUGAAAGUUGGGGAGAGAGAGAGAGGGGGGAUGACGUGCAGCAAAGGGCCAUGGGUCAGACUCAAACCCUCUUCUAGGUGAGUCACUGAGGUGCGCCAAUAUUAUUUUUCAAUUUGUAAGUAUGUGUCAGAUAUGUCGGCUGGGGACAACACUUGGUCGUUUCACUGCUUAUCUGCAGCCAUAAACAUCUGUCACAGAGCUUUGUCAGGUAUACAGCAGGACCCACAUGUUCUGGAACAGGAAAAGGAUGUUUAUUUUUUUCAGUUUCAUGUGACGCCUGUGGUUUGUUUCAGUGUCAGUUUAUAAAAAUGCUGAGUCAACAGUGUGUUGGAGCAGAAGGUGUAAUGAGGAUAUUCAAUGCAAUGGACGUACAUACCUUUGAUUUGUGAUUUCAUGUGUCUUGUUUUCUUCUUUCUUUCUUUUUUAAUAAAAAUAAAAACUUAA
Seriola aureovittata is the source of this 1265-nucleotide messenger RNA. It is a transcript of the gene gatc, whose product is annotated as glutamyl-tRNA amidotransferase subunit C. NCBI's taxonomy places the organism in Eukaryota, Metazoa, Chordata, Actinopteri, Carangiformes, Carangidae. The transcript is spliced from 5 exons. Gene Ontology annotation, biological process: mitochondrial translation; regulation of translational fidelity; glutaminyl-tRNAGln biosynthesis via transamidation. The coding region runs from base 158 to 754 and encodes 198 amino acids. The record is from RefSeq and is a predicted model, not a curated record. Gene Ontology annotation, molecular function: glutaminyl-tRNA synthase (glutamine-hydrolyzing) activity. Gene Ontology annotation, cellular component: mitochondrion; glutamyl-tRNA(Gln) amidotransferase complex.